GUGACUUGAAGAAAAGUCAUUUAAUUUUUAUUCGGUUUUUUUCUUGUCUUGUUGAGUGAACAGUAAAAUCAAUUUCAUAUUUUUUAAUUUCUUCAGAGUUUUUCAAGAUUAUAUUUUGUUUUUAUCAUAGCUUUAAAAGUUCAGGUUUUCUAUCGAUAUAUUAAGCAUCUAUUUACAACAUGGCUGGAGCAUCUCAAGAGUAUGUUGUUAGAGCUCCAAAUGAAAACAGUAAACGUUUUAAUGUUAUGCGAUUUGCCAACUCAUUGAAUGUUGAUGUUACCAAAUGGAAGGUUGCUCGAAUGGAAAGAGAGCGAUCUCUUAAACAGCAAGAGAAAGCAGCUACAGAAGAAGCUCCUAAAUUUGGUUUUGGGUCAGAGUACGGAAAAGAUGCCAAAGAGGAGGCUAGAAGAAAAAAGUACGGCCAAUAUUAUCGUAAGAAUCGAGAUAAUGAUUUUCCAUGGGUUCUCAGAGUUGGAGGCAAAAACGGGAAAAAGUUUAAAGGUACUCGAGAAGGUGGUGUUACCGAAAACACUUCUUAUUAUGUCUUUUUUCAAGCUCAUGAUGGAGCCUUCGAAGCUUUCCCAGUUAGUGAAUGGUACAAUUUCACAGCUAUUCCUAGAUAUAAGCCUUUAACAUCCGAAGAAGCUGAAGAAAGGUACGAAGAAAGGCAUAAAAUUUAUAACCAUUUCGCUGUGAUGGCUUCAAGAAAACAUACAGAAGGAGGAGAAGGCGAACAAUCUGAAACAAAGUUGUUGAAAAAUAUGAAAAAAGAAAAAGAUUUUAAAGUUAGUGAUAUGGACGAUUGGGUUGAUUCUGAUCGAUCCGGAGACGGUAGUGAUGAUGAUGAGUUAGAUGGAGGUAAUCAAAAGAACGGCAAAGGAAAAGGUAAAGGUAAAGCCAAAGGAGCCGGUAAAAAGAAAGGUGGUAAAAAGAAGAAAGGAUCUGAUGAUGAUGACGAUGACAGCGAACCAGGCGAAGAAAGUGACGAAGGGGAUCAAGAAGCAAGAGAAGUUGAUUAUAUGUCAGAUUUAUCGUCCUCAUCUGAAGAAGAAGAUUUGGAAGAAAAAUUGAACAAGGAGCUCAAAGGAGUAGAAGAUGAGGAUGCUUUAAGGAAAUUAGUACUUUCAGAUGAUGACGACGACGAAGAAGAAGAAGGUAAAGAUAAAGAAGACGCAAAAGGCACAGCUAAAGGGGAUGGUGAUGAAGCAUCAAAGGGUAACGAGCCAGCAGGGAAAGUUAAAGUAAAACAGGAAAAUAAAAGCUCUGAUUCUGGUACAUCAGCUUCUGAUGACUCAGAUGACUCAGAUCUAGAUGAUUCAAAGUUCCAGAGUGCAAUGUUUUUGCAGAAGAAGUCCGGAUCAGCUUCAAAAAAUAAAAAUGGUUCCGAUCAAAAGGCCUCAAGUUCCAAGUCCAAUACACCUGUGACUGACCAAGCAGGCCAAUCUAAUAAUGAUAAUGGUGAUAAUGAUAGUAAAUCUGCUUUAAAAAGGAAGUUACCUUCUGCCGAAAAUAGUCCUUCAGUUAAGAAACCUAAAACCAACGAUUCUGGUUCAGGAGGCGAAGCUAUCAGUGAAGAUGCAGUUCGCCGUUAUUUAAUGAGAAAGCCAAUGACUGCUGCGGAGCUAUUACAAAAAUUCAAAGGACGAAAAGUACCAUUAAAAGGUCAAGACUUAGUUACAACUAUAGCUGCUAUCUUGAAAAAGCUAAAUCCAGAUAAACAAACUAUCAAAGGGAAAUUACAUUUAUAUAUUAAACCACCAACUGGACCGUGAAUUAUGAAAAAAUCAUACUUAACAAAUUAUGAAGCUUGUCUUAACCGUUAACAAUAUGAAUGCGAAGGCAAGCUACAAUCAGAUAAAAAACAGUUUAUCAAAAACUGAUUUAUUUCAAUUCUUGAGCUUUGAAAGUGUAAAGAAUGCAUUCAAGUGUUGAAUCAUUAAUAUUUCACCUUUUUUCGCUCAAAUCAACUCAUAUUGUAAUAAUGGAGCUUACUACAUCAGCUCAUAUCAGUCCUACAAUCAACUUAUUUCCAGCAUAUCUACGCAUUAUCCUUUCAAAACCAUUGACGAGAUCAUAAAAGCUCUGUUGAUUGAAAUUGUAAAUCAUUCAUUGAGAAAAGCUUAACAAAUAUUUGAAAUUAAAUUAAUUGUAAAAUUUGAAUAUAUAUUUGAAUUUACUGAAA
This is a messenger RNA of Tetranychus urticae (two-spotted spider mite), 2182 nucleotides long. RefSeq names its product general transcription factor IIF subunit 1. Gene Ontology annotation, biological process: positive regulation of transcription elongation by RNA polymerase II; transcription initiation at RNA polymerase II promoter. Gene Ontology annotation, cellular component: nucleus; transcription factor TFIIF complex. Gene Ontology annotation, molecular function: DNA binding; TFIIF-class transcription factor complex binding; RNA polymerase II general transcription initiation factor activity. The record is from RefSeq and is a predicted model, not a curated record. Lineage: Eukaryota; Metazoa; Arthropoda; Arachnida; Trombidiformes; Tetranychidae.